Messenger RNA from Fusarium subglutinans, 1074 nucleotides. Its product is annotated as transcription initiation factor TFIIH subunit 3. The record is from RefSeq and is a predicted model, not a curated record. The coding region runs from base 1 to 1074 and encodes 357 amino acids. Gene Ontology annotation, biological process: regulation of DNA-templated transcription; nucleotide-excision repair. Gene Ontology annotation, cellular component: transcription factor TFIIH core complex; transcription factor TFIIH holo complex. The transcript has a single exon. Lineage: Eukaryota; Fungi; Ascomycota; Sordariomycetes; Hypocreales; Nectriaceae.
AUGGACGCCGUAGAUGUUUCAGAGCACUACGAGGUCGGCACCCGCGAGGAAACUCCCUCCCUUCUCACCAUCGUUCUCGACACGAACCCUAGAGCCUGGGCAUCGCUCAACAGUGUCCUUCCCCUGUCGCGUGCUAUAGCAAACAUCCUCGUCUUCGUUAACGCCCAUCUCGCCUUCAGCAAUGCAAACCAAGUUGCUCUUAUCGCCGCGCACGUUGAUCGCGCAGAAUGGCUCUACCCAACACCUCCCACACCUUCGCGCGACGCCUCUGGCGAUGUUGCCAUGAACGAUGCUGCUACGCAAACGCAAACCUCAGCGAACAAGUUCCCGCAGUUCGCACAGAUUGAAGCUGCUGUUUUGGCUGCGAUUCGAAAACUCAUGGAUCAGACAAAGGAGGAGGACCUCUCUGCGACCACGACACAAAUCUCUGGAGCCUUGACACUGGCGCUAUGUCAUAUCAAUAAAGCUGCGCAGGCUCUUUGUGCGCCUACGGCCAAUCUCGAGGACAGCCAUAAAGGCUCGUCGAAUACAGCUCCCCCGACUGUUCGAGGCCGAAUCCUGGUCAUUUCUGUGUCCGAUUCAGACCCCUCGCAAUACAUUCCCACCAUGAACGCUGUCUUCGCCGCUGGCCACAACCAAGUCGCUAUCGAUACUCUCUCUCUUACUGGCGAGCCAACUUUCCUCCAACAGGCUUGCUACAACACCGGUGGCACAUACCUCGCUGCUACACAUCCCCAAGGACUACUGAACUACCUUAUGUUUGGUCUUAUCGCAGACACAGAAGCUCGCGAAGCUCUAAUCGCCCCAACACACGACACCGUCGAUUUCCGCGCCGCCUGUUUUUGUCACGGCCGAGUUGUGGACACAGGCUUCGUCUGCUCAAUCUGUCUGAGCAUCUUCUGUGAGACGCCAGAGAACUCGGAAUGUUUCACGUGUGGCACCAAACUAUCUCUGGGUAACUAUGGCGCGAAACCUGCCGUUGUCCCAAGGAAGAAGAAGAAGAAGCGCAAGAUCGUCAAUGGAGGUGGAUCACGGGAAGAGACAGGGAGUGCGACAGGAACACCCCGUCCAUGA